Messenger RNA from Scomber scombrus (Atlantic mackerel), 10040 nucleotides. It is a transcript of the gene hbs1l, whose product is annotated as HBS1-like translational GTPase. The transcript has 5 exons. Gene Ontology annotation, molecular function: GTP binding; GTPase activity. Gene Ontology annotation, biological process: translation. Lineage: Eukaryota; Metazoa; Chordata; Actinopteri; Scombriformes; Scombridae. Bases 102 to 2126 code for a protein of 674 amino acids. The record is from RefSeq and is a predicted model, not a curated record.
CAGCAGCAGCAGCAUGGCAGCCGGGCAGUGACACACAUAUCACAACAGUCUGUGAGCAGAUAUACAUUCACGCUGGGGCCGAGAGAAGACACAUAAGCAAAAUGUCUCGGCACAGAAAUGUCCGAGGUUACAACUACGACGAAGACUUUGAAGAUGAUGACAUGUAUGGACAGUCUGUGGAUGAUGACUAUUGUAUAUCGCCAGCAACAGCAAAUCAGUUCAUCUACUCACGCCGAGAGAGGCAAGCACCAAAGGAAGAGCCUUUAGAGGAAGAAGGAUAUGAAGAUGAGGAUGUACCUGUAUCUCCGACUGUCAGCCACAAUCUUGACCCUCUUGAUCAAGCCAAGCUGUAUUCUUGUCUGGACCAUAUGCGGACUGUGUUGGGAGAUGCAGUGUCAGACUCAGUCUUGAGUGAAGCAGCCAUAAGAUGUGGAUUUGAUCCGCAGAAGGCACUGGAUGCAGUCCUGUCUGAAGAAGGAAAAACUGCCCCGGUUGCCAAAACUACCAGUGAGGUGACGGCUUCCGUAAUGGGAGUUAGUCAAGAGAAAGCUCCACUUCCACAAAGAACCAAACAAGCAGCUGUGACUGAGAAAGGAGCCUGCUUGUCUGCUUCUCACAUAGACAAUAUGUCCAAGGCACAUAAAGCCCAGAAUGAUGGGUGCAAAUACACACAACCUCACGUGUCACUAACCACACCAGACUUACGUGAUCUCUUAUCUGAACGUAAGGCUGACGUAGUGGCUAGCAGCGCUGAAAGUCAAAAUGUUAUCCGUCAAAGUGUUGGGCCAGGCAUUAGCAGUGGUACCAGUCUUUCGCAGCUCAUGUCUGAGCAUGAGCAGAGGAAUAAAGCGACAGGAGUAGUUGACGUGGGGCGAGGUUUAGGUGUUCCCCCAUUAAGCGCUCUCACCAUAGGACCUAAUACACCUCCGUCCCACAUCCUUAAUAAUAAUCUUUCGUUGGGAACAUUGGCGUAUUUAAAUAUGUCUUCAACAUCAGUUCCGUCCCUCCUUUCAGUUUCACUCAGUAGUUUGUCAAUAGACAAACCCAAAGUAACAACCGCAAGCUCUUCUUUGGCUGCUCCUCCUGGGUUCGGGAGUCUCAGUUCUGUCCUCCAGAGCAAUCCGCUCUCAGUGGGAGUUGGGACUGGAAGCAAAGCCACAAACCGGGAUCCUAAGGGAAACCCAUCAUUGGCUGAUUUAAUCCAGGAACAUUCAAACCGCAGUCCAACUUUCAGUAACUCUUUCCCCAGUCCCCAUAGCAACACCGAUUCAGCACAACCGGUCUCGUUGUCUGAGCUUGCUUCACAGCAUCAAAACAAGAAUACACACAUGCACUCUCAAUCUCAGAGCGCUGGUAGACCUGCAAACACACUCCCCGGCUCUAGUCUAACCAACAUUACUCCUCCAUGCAUAGGUGGGGCUGUCUCACUAUUUCAUCUAGCUCUGCAGCAUCAAACCAAGAGUUCCUUUGCUUCCCCUCAACCCCUCAGCCCUGAAUCUCUAGCAAAUGCACUGAAACAACCACCUGGCCUCCCUGAGCCGCUCUCUUUGUCACACUUGGCUUCUGAACACAAAGGCAAAACCUCAACCACCUCAAAUGGGUCACAGUACUCCCUCACCUCGCUCCUUUCACCAGCAAAACCAGAUAGGGCUGGUGUGCUGGCAGAGAGCACUACAGAGGGUGGGACAAAACGUAAGCUCGACCACAAACUAUACCACGAAAAUUCCAGGCCAUGUAAGCUGGGCCAGACUAUUGAUCUGAGUGCGCUCAUGGCCCAGUCACAUGGAGCAGGCCCUCGUCACUUCGACAACGAUCUCCCUUCACCGUCUUCUCCAACUCCAGCUGCCUCAGGGCUGGAUUCUUCUAUUUUUGCAUGCCCAUCAGUAUUUGCGAUCACUUUGUCGAUUCAGAGCUGCAGACAACAGAAGAGGACGAGAAAUAUAACAAAGGUCAAACUAAGAGGUCAGAAGACAGGAAGUGGUCACCAGGCCUUCCUCUAUAAAUCACAGGACCAACAGGACAAAGAGCAGCAAACCCUGUUCACGCCAAUUGUGCCAUUCCGCUUUGACACACCAUCACCUGAUGACAUUGUCCGUGCUAAUCAGAGAAAGGCUUUCACCAGAUAGACAAAAGGAAAUAAUAAGCACUUAAAUCAGCUGCUACUGGUUUGUUCUAAACUAGACUCACUAUGGAUGAGAACCUCAGAGCUUUUCAGUGACAUUUUCUCUACCAGCUGACCUAAACUCAAGGAGAUCUGGCACUCAGGGUCAUCAGUUCUCAUGAGUGUUUCAAACCGGGUCUCUUCUUUUCUAGAGGAAAACAAACACAUCUUUUGUUGCUACUACUUACAGAACAAAUAUGUUUAAAUCAAACAGAACAAAAAAAUAACUACUCAGUUACUCUGGCAGCUUGAAAAUAGUCGCAGCUAAGUAACUUUCAGGCCAAUGAAUAUUUUAAGAAUUUUUAGGUUUUUCUCAUUUAUCCUAGUUAGCAUUUCUUUCUACAUUUUAAAUUUGAGUCUUAUUUUUAUAUGCUUAGGCAGCCGUUGGCUUUUAAUUCACAUUUUUGUAAGACGGUGAAGUAGUUUAAUCUUAGCGAGGUUAAAUAAAAGUGGAAUGGCCUCUUUUCUACUCUAGCUGCAUAAAACUCAUCUCCAAAAGAGAAAAAAGAGGUUGGUUUUGUUUGCAGGUGUGCUGCAGCUAUUGGAAUAUGGAUCAGUUAACCAUUGUGCUGGUUUACUGCUGCCUGUGUUUGAGAUCAUAGGGUAGACAUUUUGGUUUAGGGGACACCUGGAGUUUUUCCCAUGAGGGAGCGAGAACACAUGCAUGUGCAUACAGUAGCACUUACACAGACAUGUGAAUAGUUUUAAUUGUUGUUAAACAUUGUUGAAAUGAUGUACAUAUGAGCUGAAGCACUGACUAAUGAAUGAGUCAAAAUAAAUGCCUUUGGACCUUGUUCUUACAAGUUUUUAAUAUUACGAUGUACAGUACAAGUGUGUUUGAUUUACACUGGGCGUGUCAUCACACACUGCCAAACAUUAAUUUGUCAUAUUUUGAAAUAAAGAUAACUGAAUUUAUGUACUCUGAGUGCGCCUCUGACUGGGCGUGUCUUUCUGGCUCCGUGUGUGCGUGUGUGUGUGUUUCUGUGUCUGAGUGUAAAAAGUAUAGUUUUCGUUUCACUAUUUCUACAAAACAAGUUAAAAUUCUGCUCAACAGCAUGUAUAUGGACUUUCAAAUUAUUCAGAUGAACUGCUUCAUGUAUCUGGUGCAGUGUAUGCAGUUUUUUGGGGGUUAGGCUAAAGUUUCUUAAGGCAUCUCACACUUUUAGUGUGAGUCAUUGGUAUUGGUUUGAAUGUAGGAUCUUGUGAUUAAAGGAGUGAAUUUGUUAGACUUAAGAUAAAACAAGGUCUGCUUCAAAGGUUUAUUAAUAACAACAUGUAUCCACAGAAACUGCGAGUACAUCUGUUGCGCAUGCAUUUACGUAAAUCCUAAAAACUGGUAAAAACAGUUUGCGGCAGGACACUCUGUACUAUAGUUUUGAGAAACUAGAAGAAGAUAAGGGUCAAACUUUCCCUUCUGUUUUAUUCCUUUUUUUGCACUUGUCUCAUUGUUGUCUUAACUGUUAAGAACUGCCUAAGUGAAUGGGGUAGGCUUUGGGUUACAUGUGUGUAAACUUCAUGCAGGUGUGGAAAGCUGAGUGAUCUGGACCCUGAGGCUGUCAAACAUGAACUGGUGAGCCUGAGGGAAAUGAUAGAUUAUAAAGGGCAGAUAGUGGUUAUGAUGACAAGUCAAACAUUAGAAGUCAAACUGGUUUCUUGGUGUAUAUGAAGUCUCUGGAGCAUAAUGAUGGUUGGAAAUAAUGAGUUGAGUUCUGUUCAGGAUGUUGUUAGAUUUUGUAAGUCAAGAUAUGAUCUGCAGUAGUUUUAGGUUUUACUCUGUUAAAAUAUAGAAAUGAACAAGCAUCUCAUUAACAAGUGGGUUUGUCCAGCAAACAGUUUUGUCCUUUUCUCUUAAGGUGAGCCAGUGUGUGGGUUUCAGCAGGAAGCUGCACUGUUGGAGAAAAUGUCACCCCGAGCACACAUCGAGUCGGCACAGCAGCCGAUCAUCUUACUCUGUGUGUGUGUGUGUGUGUGAGUCUUACACCACCUACGUAGGAAAAUCUGAUCAUGUCUCUCAACUUUCACAGCUUUGUCAAAGGCUUUGACAGAUCAAAUCAUUCAGUGUCUUUACAGGCUCUGCAUUUUUGCAAGGCGUACAUGUUGCACAAACAAUGUUUUGUUGUGAUGUGGAAAAUACCAUUUUACUCACUACAAGUGGUCAAAAGAAAGGAUGUGCAUUUGGACUCACUGCUCUCAUUGCUGCUGCUUUGUUGUGGUGCAAUAUGUUCAGCGGAAAACAGGCUGAAAAAGAAAACUGAUUCAUAAGUUCAAUGGAAAAAGCUGCUCACAAAUUGUAAGGCAUGACAUCCUAAAAGUCCUCAAAAAGAAAUGUGAUCCAGCAGGUUGCAGCAGGCAUAUUCAAUGGCUGCAGAAAUCCCUCAAAUUUCUUUUAUUAUUUGCAUGUUGUGCAGUUGCAGCAUAAAUUGAAAAAGCUUUGCUGUGACGGCAUUAAUGUUUUUGCGCAACUUUAUCAAAGGAAUUGCAUACAUACUGUUUGCAGAAGAGUUGGAAAUCAUGGGCCCCUACUUUUGAAGCACCUUAUGUGAUUCUGAAUACUUUUGUACAUGUUUGUCUUAGCUUGAUACGCAUUUGGAUAGUGGAGUCAUCGGUUUGAAGCCUGUUCAAGCUAACGGUAUGCGUAUAGUGAUUCCGCAUAUUUUCAUUCCGAUUCAUAAAUGAUGUUAUUUUGCUUGGCCUCUCUUCAGGACUGUGUCUGAAUUUGUUAUUACGUAUGGAAUGGUGAACAAUAAACACCCAGUAGGUUAUAAUAGGUUGUAGUGAGUUUAGGUUCAGAUUUUGAGCAUUUUCACAAUCACCAUCUUGUUGCGUCUUCCCUUCCAGGUGUAGUAUUGUGUACUUUGCACUUUUAGCGAAGGCAAAUCAAGUUACUGAAUUUUUUUGUAAAAGGUUUGUGAGUAUUUUUCUCCAUCCAUCCACACCUCAUAUUUGUUUUUUUUUUAGGGAUUUCUGUGCCCUAUGGAGUCCAUGAAUUUUAUACUAAGAACUCCCAGCUCUCAAUUGAUUUCUCUGUAAGAUUACGUUCAUAGAACACGAGUUAUUGCCUGUCUGACAUCUUUGGAGCUGUCCACCAGGGCUGCAGAAUUAUGGAUGAGAUAAUGAAAAAUAUAACAUAGAAGGAUUACAAUUUUCUUCCACAGGUUGUAGGGAAACUUCUUUUUGUUUUGUUUUUAAAUAAAAUAUAUUUAUUGCAUUUUGGUGUCUUCAUCAAGACAGGCAAUGUCAUGACACACAGCAGAAGGGCAUACUAAAAUAAACAGCUUAUAUACAACUGCUAAACUUUGUAUUGAAUGUUAUUACAAAAAACUUGUCGAUUUGUUUCCUGCCACCAACAUGAGUAUUUUUUUCCCCAAAGUUUUUCCAUGUGCACACGAACUCUGAUGUAGGACUUUUUUGUGUUUUGUUGUACAUGUGUUUCUGAUUAUUCAGGAUCUCACAUAAGGUUCAAAUGGCUUAGUAUUUAGCUUACAGCUAAUCUUGUAGCUUUUUCACAUAAUAUUGAAGGCUUGUGCUGCCAGUAAGGGAGGCUACUACUCUCAGUCCUUGUGCCCAGAACCUUUUCUCCUCCAAACUCUCCUCCAGGCAGGAGUUUUGUCAUAGUUUUCUUCAUAGCCUCAAUGCUGCCACAAAUGCAGAUGAAUCAUUGUAAUGUAAGCAAGAGAUAACAUGUAUACAUGGUUAAAUUUUAGAUUUCAAUACGAGUCAUCAUCAUGCCUGACUACCUACAAGUAUUUGCAAGUCAUUGAAAAGCAGCACAAACAUACAGACAGUUUUAUUUUUUAGAUGUGGAUUUUUUUCUUGCCUGUUCAGGAACUCCAGCCAUGCAGUAAUGUACCUUUCACUCAAAAAAGCUGGGUUUUACAUAAUUAUUUUCAACAAUGUAAAUCACUUAUUUUAGUUGACAUAAGGUUAUUGUUUUAAAGCUCAUAAAUCUCUACUUUGGAAUCUGUAAACAGUAGGUUAGAAUUGUCUGGUAGUAGGUAUGUAUCAAGGUUUACUGCUGAGUAUGUGGGUUUAGUGGCUGAAGGGAUGUUUUUAAUAAAUGGCAUUGUAUGAAAUGUUGAGUGGUGGUACCGACACUGUUUGUCUGGGUAUGACUAAUCCUGAAAGGGGUUAGAUAGGUACUACUCAGAGCUUUUCUUCAAGGAGCAGACUCAUUUCCUUCCUUGUCAAUUUCAUUCAUGUCAACAUCCAGUUUUAAAAUGUGAAUGAAGCCAAAAUGUAGUCUUCCAUUUCUACAAAUAUAAACUAAGGUGAUGUCAUUGAUGGCUCAAUCCUCUCUGCUGGCAUGUAUGCUACUUUCAGUUGUGAAAUCACCAAAUUAAUCCAAGUCUUAAAGCUGAAAUUUAAAUCUGCAUACAGGGUUGUCCAUCCUUAAAUUCGGAAACUACACUAUGACAUGAAGUGCAUCAAACUAAUCUGAGAUAGCUAACUGUUACACAGACGUGGUUGUAGACUCGGUUACAGUACUGCUUCAGUACUUGAAUUAGUCACAUAGUAGUUAGUUGUGUUAGCUGUAAAUGGUGUGUCCCUUUUUUCCCCCCACAUCAGGCCAAUGGAGUUUUGAGUCAAGUCUAAAAUAGUUUUUAGUCUCUCACAGCCUUUAGCGGCCUCAAGUGGCAGGGAGCCUCAUGUUCAAAAUGUCAGUGCUAGAGCUCACCUUUUUAAUGGAAUGACAAUACAUUGAGUUAAUAAAAUGUUUACUUAAUUGUGAAAAUUUAGGAAAAAGUGGCUUUCCUAAUGAGGACUUGAAACUUUUACGUGUCAUCACAUCAAAGUAAACUGAAUAUCUUUGGAUUUUGAACUGUUGAGCAGACAAAACAUACACAACAAAAACAUGUGGAGACAUCACUUUGGACUAUAAGACAUUGUAACAGGCAUUUUACCACUGUUUUCUGACAUUUUAUCGAUGAUUAGAGAAUUGAGAAAAUAAUCGAAUGAAAGUUUGUGUUAGUUGCAGCCCUGCAUUAGUUUUUGUUGGAUUUUGGAUUAAGUUUAGUGUGUUGAAUGCAGAUUUUGUGCAAGGAAAUUAAAUUGUUAAACAUAUUGACAAAUACAGAGGAUUUAAAUGAGUUAGAUUGACUAUCUGACUCGAUCUCCCUCCAUUUGGCACUCUGCAUCUGACUCUCACCUGCACAACCACCUCACUGACAAUCACCCCAUUACCUUCUCUUUCAACCCUUGUUAUGUCACUUUUGCCUGCAAACAUUUUGUGUAUUUGGACAGGGGGGAGGGUUGAUUAUUUGCAUAUCCUGGGCGGACUCCUCUUAUCCUGUGCUCAGUUGAGCCCUAAGGACAGGGUGUACAGAUGACUCACUUACUCUAAGUCACUGUAAGGGUCCCCUUUACUAGAGAAAUCCUGGAUGGGAGGACGCCAACUGUUUACCUGCCAAUACAAACAGUGUAAAGAGAUCCUGCUCCAAGCCUCGAAAUCAGAUUGCACUGUAGAGUUGUUCUCAGGCUGCCUUCCUGUUAGCGCUGUCCCCAGGGCAGCCCAAAAAAAAGAUCUGGCAAGUCAGUUGUUUGCAAAGGUAUUAAAGUGUUUUGACAGAGCAACAAGUCUGGUAUUUAAAAAGGGUUGUUUAUUGCCUGAGAGCUUGAGGGAGUUGAAUAGGAUGCACCUUUCUGUUUUCCCUCAGGUUAAAUUAUAGAGGUGAAGAUCUCCAUACAAAACCUAAUUGUGUGGGGCUGAUGUAUAUGGUCAAUUUUUGAGGUUAUUAAACAAUGCGUGUACUAGGUUUAAUUAGCUGAUCCUAAUCAACUUUUACAUUUACUGAUCUAAUAAGAUGAUGUGUUUCACAGCUGAUAUUCCAUAAAAGUUGAUUGCCAGCUUGACACAGGUGGCAGAAACCUCCUCGUCACUGCAGUAGGGACAAGAAAAGCUGCCAGCUGCAGGAAGUACCACAAUUCCCCAGAGAGUACUUUUUCCCUCUCAUGUUUGCUGCUUAACUGCAGGACAGAUAACACAAUAAAUAUGCAGAUUUUAGUGAUAAUGAUGGUGUUCAAGAUACUACUUAAAGAAACUGCUUACUGCACAUAAAGAAACUGAUUGCUGUGAAUAAGAAAUGACAAUGGAUAAGUCUAAUUCUAGAUACAAAUUUCUGAUAUCAAGUCCCCAGCUAUUAGUGCUUGUAAUGGAUGGAUGCACCAUGAAAAAGACAAUUAAACCAAACUGUCAACUGAGAGAUGCUAACUUACUGAACUGAAAAAUAUGCUUUUUUUUUCUUAAUAAAGGAAUAAAAGUAAAAAAAAUACAUGACGUGACACACUAGUCCACAUCUGUUUGAAAGUUGGACAGUUGAGUCAAACUUGCAUAAAAAUGUCAUAAAACUUCUGUUUAUGACAUUUUUUAUGAUACUUUGCGUCGGUUCAAAGUGUCUUCAGAGUUUAGCAAAUCGGCCGGUUUGUGUAUCAGUGUUUCAGAAUGAGAGGGACUUUUCUUCUUAUGUGAAGCCAGUCAUUUAGAGAAUGCUUGGUUAGAGAAAGUCCAUUAAUACUACUGUUGAAUUACACCUCCUUUCCACUCAUUUUCCCUCAGGGUACUUUUUUUUUAUGAUGAAUAAACUGCAUGAAGCAUAUACAUUAAAGGCACACACAAGUGUUUAAUAUGAUUUUUAAAAAGCAUUUCCUUAAACAAAGAUGUGGUAAAGAAUAAACUUUUUUUAAUAAGUUUUAGAAGACAAAUAUUAAAAGGGAAUAAAGAUCUUAGCAAGGCAAUUGUGCAAUAAAAUCAAUUGCAUGAGGACAGUGUGUGGGAGUUUGCUUUGUUUUGAUACAACCCCCCCAAAAAUAUAUUUAAAAAACUGACAUUUUAUGACAAACUUUAUCUUUCUAAGUAGUUACAAAUUAAUCUUUUUUUGUUUGUUGUAGUUGUCUCAGUGCAAAUGUGUGGAAGUUCUUUUUAAUCAGGUGUGUGUGUGAGAGUGAAUGUGAUAAUACACUCAUUCACUUCUAGACCUGCACUUUGCUGAGGUGAGACCUUUUCAAAAGAAUCAUUCUGUGAAAUGCUGUGUCACACUGCUCUAUUUACGUGGAGACAGGAGGCAACGGCCACUUCUGAAAUUAACCCUUUCUGAGCCAGGAUGUCAAUGCUACACACAUGCACGCAGUGUGCAGUUGGCUUGGCUGUGCAGCCCAGUCUAAAUGAAUCAGUUGCUGGUUGAUAUGACUGGAAAUGGUGGCCAUUUGGGACAGGGAUGACAAAGCAAUGACCUCAACCAGUCUCACUGCUGCAGAAUUAUGAUCUACAAAUCAGACAGAUAGAGGAGGCUCAGAGUGCAAGUGAUUGCAUCACAUUCUCACACUUAAGAAUGUGCACUUUUUACAGCAUGGCACAAUACUGUGGCCAGGAAAAUAGUCAUAAACAGUAGGCCUUUAUUUUUAGUGAUAUUCUCUGGAAGUCUUUGUCAGUGGCAUAGCUGUGUUCAAUGCUGAAUAAGCUUGUGUGUUUGUUACUGUUUUGCAAAUGUAGGCAGUGUUACAACAAAAGUGUAGGAGUUAGUCAUUUUAGAAUAACAUACUGAUGUUGCAGGGUUACAUAAUAAACGUUUAUCAACAGCUGCCUUCUCUCCGAAGUUAAAAAAGCAGAAGCCCCAAGAUCAAACCUCAUGUGUAGGCUAAUGCUCAGUCUAGAUAUGGGGCUGCUCCACUGACUGUAAACUGAUUAUUAUUAUCAUUAUUAUUAUUAUUAUUAUUAAUAAGUGUGUAAGAUUUUGCAUCUGGAGGAUCUUGAUGUAAUACUUCUAUCCUUAGUUGAGGGUCAGUAAAAUGUCUUUGAGCAUGUGUACAUUCAAUUCUUCUGUUCCCCGUAGCGAAAAGCAGAGAAGUGUCUCACAAUAAACUGGACUCUGAAGUGCUACCCAAA